CCAAAUGAAAAUAGAAGCAAAAUUAAUUAUCAUAGUGGAUUUAACAACAAAAUGUACUUUUUGGAGUUAUCAUAUGUCUCCCAAACACCACAGAACUAUUUUCCGAGAUUUGCAUGUUUAGUAAAACGUCUGCGGCCUCACCUUUCAACGCUAGACGAAGAUAGUGAAAUUUUUGAAUUUUAGAUAUAUUAACCCUUUCAUGAAUUACUGAUUUAAAUGUCAAUCGUCGACAGAACCAUCAAAGGCUCGAAGUCAAUUGAUUUCUGCACUAUUUUGGGUGAUGUGGGGUUUCCUCAAACAGGCAGAGCUAUAUGAAAUUUCUUCGGCAUGCGAUUGGACCGUCGAACAACUGCAAAGAGUAGGAAGUAGUGCCCACAAGAUAUUAAUCAGAAAAAGAAAUAUGCAGAUUGAACAAAAGCUACUUACAUUUUCUUAUCAAAUGUCUCAUAACAAGUUUUCGUUUACUGUUUUUGACCUGUUCAAGAUUAAUCGUACUUUAGUACUCAAUCUUAUAAGUUCGUCUUCUGGCAUUGUGGUGAUGCUGAUUCAAUACCAAGAAGCAAUAAAUCAAGAUCAGUGUAUAUAAAUAAUAUAUUAAUUUACCAAUUGUAAAGGUGUAAAUUUAAAUUUUCUUGUUAUUGAUUUUUGCUUGUGAUAAUGUGAAAUUAUAG
This is a messenger RNA of Psylliodes chrysocephalus, 671 nucleotides long. The record is from the annotation of a GenBank genome assembly. NCBI's taxonomy places the organism in Eukaryota, Metazoa, Arthropoda, Insecta, Coleoptera, Chrysomelidae.